AUGUCGAAAAAAAUACCUAGUGGUACCACUCCUUGUGAAAAUAAAAGUGAAAUAAUAAUUAAAAGUGUUAAUACCGAGGUUAAUAGUGAACAAAGUGUUGAACUUAGUUCUGUAGAUAGUGAAAAAAGUGAAGUAACCGCCCCAGAAAUGUUGUCAUGCUGUUCAUAUAAAGGUACGAAUCAAAAUAAAUCUUUUGAUAUUGUUUUUAAAAAUAUUAUUGAAACUUCUUCUGACCCGACGGAUAUUGGACAUUUUAAAGAAAUCGUUUUAGAUGCUCAAACUAAACGGUUCAUAAUUGAAAAUGGGCAUAGUAGACCUAAAGCUAAAGGGCCUUUCGCUAAAAAUUCAGACGGUAGAUCUUUUUCUGAAAAGUAUUAUUUGACAGUGUCCAAAUCUGGUUUAAAAAUCGAACGUUCGUGGCUAUGUUAUUCGACUAUACUUCAAAAAGCGUAUUGUAGGUCAUGCUGGCUAUUUGGAGAUCGCACAUCCACUGGCUUUCAAGAAAUUUGGACUACAGGUUAUUGGAAACAUAUAGUAGAUGGCAUUAAAAGACACGAGCAAUCACACGUUCACUACAUUUCCUGUUUAGUAUAUGAAAAAUGGUUUUUAAAUAAAACAUUAAACGAAGAACUAGAACAGAGUAUAAAAAAAGAAAAAUUAUUUUGGCGUCAGGUUUUAGAGAGAAUUUUAAAUAUUACUCUUACAUUAGCUAUGCGAAGUUUACCUUUUCGCGGCCACAGAGAAAAGCUCGGUAGUGGAAAAGGAGAAAACGGCAAUUUUAUUUGUUUUAUUGAGUUACUUGCAAAAUAUGACCCAGUACUAGAAAAAGUUAUUAAUCAGGGUAAUAAUAAAGUAAACUACUGUAGCCCUAAAAUUCAAAAUGAACUAAUACAGUUAAUUUCAAAUAAAGUCGAAAACGAGUUAAUACUUAAUAUUAAAGAAGCUCCUUUUUUUUCCAUUAUAAUUGAUACAACGCAAGAUAUUUCAAAAGUUGAUCAGUUAAGUGAAAUUUAUCGUUAUUGUGUUAUAGAAAAAGAUGAAUACGGAAACCCAAAAAAUGUAUGUGUUAAGGAAACUUUUUUAGCAUUUCAUGAAGUUGUUGAUCAAUCUGCCUCUUCUCUUUCUAAACUAAUAUUACAGAAUAUUGAAAAAAAGGGAUUGUCUAUCGGCAAAUGCCGUGGUCAGGGCUAUGACGGGGCUGCCAAUAUGAGUGGUAUGUAUAAUGGCCUACAAAAAAGAAUUAAAGACAUUGAGCCAAGCGCAGCUUAUGUCCAUUGCUCUGCUCAUAAUUUAAAUUUAGUUGUCAAUGAUGCUGUGAAAGAAAUAACAGAAAUGGAAAUCUUUUUUGAUGUUGUUCAACGAGUUUUUGUUUUUUUUGGACAUAGUAUAGUAAGAUGGCGUAUAUUAUCAGAUUUAAUUAAGGAAUCGAACAGUCAAAAUGGAUUAUUAAUAAAAAAACUUAAUCCCACAAGAUGGGCUGGUCGUUAUGAAGCAGUUUUUGCGCUUAAAAUUAGAUUUGUUGAAAUUCAAAAAGCUUUAACAAAAUCAAAGUCAGUUGAUUUAGAUAAUGCAUCCAAUUUAUUAAAAAACUGUUAUGAACAAUUAAAAGAAUAUAGAUGUAAUUUUAAUGAUCUGUUGGAAGAAGCAAAUAUAGUUGCUAAAACAACAGAUUUAGAGCUUUUAAAUGAAGCUACGAAGUUGGUAAACAAAUAUGAUAAAGACAUAUCAAAAACAUUUACAAGUGAAAUUUUAGCUGUAAGAUCAACUCUUAAAAAUCAAAUAAGUCAACUUGACGCGUACCUACGGUUGUCACUGUGUGAUGGUGAGGUAGCGUCGGAUGGUGGUUGA
This is a messenger RNA of Rhopalosiphum padi (bird cherry-oat aphid), 1848 nucleotides long. RefSeq names its product zinc finger MYM-type protein 1-like. NCBI's taxonomy places the organism in Eukaryota, Metazoa, Arthropoda, Insecta, Hemiptera, Aphididae. The record is from RefSeq and is a predicted model, not a curated record. The transcript has 4 exons. The coding region runs from base 1 to 1848 and encodes 615 amino acids.